GGCGAUUUUCAGCAACCAGGGUGCAUCCUAUUUUUCUUAUUCAUACCCAAAGUACUUACCUACCUAGUCAUUAAUAUUCAGGUCCCCAAGCACCUACGACUAAGUUCCAUUUACCAGUCUUGGGCACGAAUGACAGCCCGCCCAAUGGAACAAGGCGACCGCCCACUUCGUACCCUACGAUGAGAGUUCACACCCUACUAUGAGAGACGAAGAAAGGCCGUGUCUCCACUCAUAAAAGCCGGGGACUAGUCGUUACCUUACCGCCAGACCUUGGACGCGCGUCUGGCAAGGAUUUUGCUCCCGCCGGCGCAGUCCACUUGAAGGGCGUCACUGGAGGGCUGGCCAUGUUUUCCGUCUAGAAAGAGCACGCGACGCAGCUCCCUUGCUCCCCACUCGCCCGCAUCGUCCUUGAUGUCUUCCUCAUGCUCGGGCUCGUGGACAACAGAAUCAGCGGCAGCGCUCACUGCUUCUUCUGGCUCCCCUUGUUGUAAUGGUCGCUCGCCAUCCGCGGCCAUGUACGACUCCAUGAGGCCCGCCACCUCAUCACGCCGGCUCAACCGAGCCGUUGGAGCGGCGUCGGCCUCUUCGUCUGGUCGCGCGUUCCCUGGACCAGCGCACCUGUGGACGACAAUAACCAGACGACCUCGGCGUCGCCCUGGGACGCGGCGCUGUGCAUGGGUGUGGCCUCGUUGAAGUCGGUCCGUCCCGGGUCGGCCACGUGGCCCGGAUGGCCGCCGCGUGGAGUGCUGUGCCGCCGAAGCGACUGCCAGGCGCGUCAAGAUCGGGAUGUCGGCCGCCAGCGACCGUAUUAGUACCGCCCUUGUCGCGCUGUUGUAAUAGGGCUCUCGACAUGGCCACCGACGCCAAAUGAUGCGACGUAGUAGAGAGCCGUCCCAUGGCGGGGAUAGAUGUUCCACUUGAAGUCCGAGUCUACAUUAAGGAAUUGGACCCAGGCCAUGAAGUUGCCUCUCUUGUCGGCCAAAAGAAACUUGUCGACGAGAGCAUUGGCAAACCGGCCGGUCUCUGUCCCCAGCCUUGCGCAAAUGCGGGUACUGUGGAGUUGAACUCAGAUGGUCAGCUUCAUAUAAUCAAAGCUUCCAAGGAAAGUUUGGUGGCUUUAGACUCAUUUCCCGAAGACUUCCCGAUCAGAGAUUCUGAAAUCAUAGAAACUACACUCUGUGGCAACUAG
Molecule: messenger RNA, 1189 nt
Organism: Pyricularia grisea
Lineage: Eukaryota; Fungi; Ascomycota; Sordariomycetes; Magnaporthales; Pyriculariaceae
Exons: 2
Coding region: 896-1189 (97 amino acids)
Source: RefSeq, a predicted model, not a curated record